AUGAAGGCUGCCCUCCUCCUCUCCGCCCUCGCCUCUGCCGCCAUUGGCGUUGUCGCCGAGGAGCUCAAAAUUGACGUUACUCUUCCCGUCGUCUGCGACCGCAAGACAAAGAAGGGAGACAGGGUUCAAAUGCACUAUCGUGGCACCCUUAAGGACUCAGGCAAACAAUUCGAUGCCAGCUACGACCGUGGCACUCCUCUUGACUUCGUCGUUGGCUCUGGUCAGGUCAUCAGGGGAUGGGACGAGGGUCUUCUCGACAUGUGUAUCGGCGAGAAGCGACUUUUGACUAUUCCGCCUGAGUACGGCUACGGUCAGCGAGCCAUUGGCCCUAUUCCUGCCGGUUCUACCCUGGUUUUCGAGACAGAGCUCGUUGGAAUUCAAGGCGUACCCAAGCCCGAGAAGAUCGAGACAAAGGUUGUCGAGGGUGCCGAGACUGCCGCCGAGGCUAUCAGUGAGGCUGUUGAGUCUGCCGCAUCUGCCACCAAGAAUGUUGCUGGUAAGGUUGCUCAGGCUGUCGUCGAUGCUGCUGAUGCCGCCAAGACCAUCAUUGCAGACACCGAUGACGCUCCUGAGCACGAGGAGCUGUAA
This is a messenger RNA of Fusarium proliferatum ET1, 588 nucleotides long. RefSeq names its product putative FK506-binding protein (FKBP). Gene Ontology annotation, biological process: protein peptidyl-prolyl isomerization. Gene Ontology annotation, molecular function: peptidyl-prolyl cis-trans isomerase activity. Lineage: Eukaryota; Fungi; Ascomycota; Sordariomycetes; Hypocreales; Nectriaceae. The record is from RefSeq and is a predicted model, not a curated record. The transcript has 5 exons. The coding region runs from base 1 to 588 and encodes 195 amino acids.